AUGGAUCGCACCGUGGUGCUCAUCACCGGCUGCUCCUCGGGCAUCGGCCUGCACCUGGCGGUCCGUCUGGCGUCAGACCCUUCGCAGAGCUUCAAAGUGUAUGCCACCCUGAGGGACCUGAAGGCCCAGGGCCCGCUGCGGGAGGCGGCCCGGGCCCGGGGGUGCCCUCCCGGCUCUCUGGAGACGUUGCAGCUGGACGUGAGGGAUGCCGCUUCUAUAGCCGCCGCCCGGGCCAGCGUGACUGAGGGCCGUGUAGACGUGCUGGUGUGCAACGCGGGCCGCGGCGUGCUGGGGCCGCUGGAGGCGCACGGGGAGGGCGCUGUGCGCUCGGUGCUGGACGUGAACGUGGCCGGGACGGUGCGGACGCUCCAGGCCUUCCUGCCGGACAUGAAGAGGCGCCGCUCGGGGCGCGUGUUGGUGACCGGGAGCAUGGGGGGCUUGAUGGGGCUGCCCUUCAACGCCGUUUACUGCGCCAGCAAGUUCGCGAUCGAAGGCUUAUGCGAGAGUCUGGCGGUCCUGCUGCUGCCCUUCGGGGUCCAGUGAGUCACCACCCCGCUCUCCGAACCCU
Molecule: messenger RNA, 568 nt
Organism: Carlito syrichta (Philippine tarsier)
Lineage: Eukaryota; Metazoa; Chordata; Mammalia; Primates; Tarsiidae
Gene: HSD17B1
Product: hydroxysteroid 17-beta dehydrogenase 1
Exons: 4
Coding region: 1-543 (180 amino acids)
Molecular function (GO): oxidoreductase activity
Source: RefSeq, a predicted model, not a curated record